This is a messenger RNA of Schistosoma curassoni, 5269 nucleotides long. The record is from the annotation of a GenBank genome assembly. NCBI's taxonomy places the organism in Eukaryota, Metazoa, Platyhelminthes, Trematoda, Strigeidida, Schistosomatidae.
GUAAUACAUUUUCUCAAGCUCAGUAUGCAAAGUACAGGACAGUUUAAAUGUAUAUAUAUAUAGCUGGAGAAUUUUGCAAAUGUCCGAUACUAACGAUACACCUACAACAGUUAAAUCAUCGAUAUACUCCACUUCAAAUGAUGACAAUAAAUGUCUAUCAAGCGAUAGUAAACCAUAUAACGAUUCUAUAAGUAAUUCUACUUGUAAUGAAGAUGUUCCAUGCUGUUUAAAAGAAGAAGGAUAUCAAAUGUUUCGGAACAGUUCACAAAAAGGUGUACAUUUUUCAAAGUCCCCUCGAAAAUCUGUAGACUCUCCAACCAAAACAACAAAUGCAAACUCUAAAAAUUGUAAUUUAUCUCCGGAGAUAAUAAAUUCCCCAGUGAAAGAAGAACAUACUACAAGUUCAAACUCUUCAAUAAAUGGAGCAGGUAAAAACUGGAAAAAUGUUCGUCAUACAAUGAAAUUUGUUCUGUCAAACAAAUCUAAAAGCAAAUCAGAACAUGAUGAUUCUAGUCGUGAUUCUUUUCUAUAUCGCUUUUCAACACAAAGACGUGGAACAUAUACACGAGAACAUGAGAAUCUCAAUGAAACACCAUUACUAACUUAUCAAACAUCUUUUAAAAAUAAAAAUGAUACCAAACCACAAAAUGAUGAUUAUUCACAAAGUGGUACAUUAUAUGAAUCAUGGUUUAAUCAACAACAACAACAAUCAGAGAUUGAUGAUAAACAACAUGAAAUUGAACAUUUAAUUAAAUCAUCCUCAUCACAAUGUUCCAUUGUAGAUAACUUAAUCAAUAAACCAGAAAUUGAACCAAUGGAUACUGGUCAAAAUGAUUCAUUUUCAUCACCUGAAAAUCUAAAUCCUGAUCAUCAUAAAAUAGAAAUUGAUAUUGAAAAAUCAAUAAAUUGGAAAAAACACAUCUUAUUAUCAUUUAAAAUACCAAUGAAUUUUUUUAUAUUUCAUUCAAAUAGUUCCGGUUAUUUAAUAUGGUUAACAUUUGUAUCCAUAGCAUUAUUAUAUAAUUUAUGGGCACCAAUAGCACGUCAAGCAUUUACUGAAUUACAAAUAACUUAUCAAUUAUUAUGGUUUACUUUAGAUACAUUUGCUGAUUUAACUUAUUUAAUUGAUAUAUUUGUACAAUGUAAUACAAGUUAUUUAAAAUGUGGAUUAAAAGUACGUGAUCAUCAAAAAUUAGCUAAAUGUUAUAUGAAAUCAUAUAAAUUUCUAUUAGAUUUAUUAUCAUUAUUUCCAUUAGAUUUAAUACAAUUUAAAAUUGGGAUACAACCAAUGUUACGUUUUCCAAGAUUUUUCAAAUGGUAUCGUUGUCAUGAAUGGAAAAUACGUGUAGAAAAUAGAACUAUAUUUCCUAAUUUAUGGAGAGUAUUAAAUUUAAUUCAUAUAUUAUUCUUAGGUUGUCAUUGGUUUGCUGCAUUUUAUUAUUUAUUAUCAAAAUAUGAAGGAUUUAAAAAUCCAUGGGGUUAUCAACCAUAUAAUAAUAAUAAUAAUAUUAAUAAUAAUAAUAAUGAAAAUGAUACAAUAUCACGUAUAUAUUUAAAAUCAUUUUAUUGGGCUACAUUAACAUUAACAACAAUUGGAGAUCUUAGUGCACCAACAAGUAGUAUAGAGCUUACAUUCACAAUUGUAUCAUAUCUAACUGGGGUAUUUGUAUUUGCUACAAUUGUAGGUCAGGUAGGAAAUAUCAUUACAACAAGAAAUGCUGAUCGUAUUGAGUUUGAGAAAAUUUUGGACCACGCUAAAAGUUACAUGCGGGCUAAUUCAGUUGAUAAAGAUUUACAAAGUCGUAUUCUAAGAUGGUAUGAUUAUGCAUGGUCUAAAGGUUGCGGUGGUGGUGGUCAAGAUAUUAAUACAAUAGGUUUAUUACCAGAUAAAUUAAAAACGGAAUUAGCUCUUAAUGUGAAUUUGGAAACAUUGAAAAAAGUAACUAUUUUUCAUGAAUGUCGACCAGAAUUUUUACAUGAUAUUGUUUUGAAAAUGCGUCCACUGGUUUUCACACCGGGUGAUUUAAUAUGUCGUAAAGGUGAAAUAGCACGUGAAAUAUUUAUCAUUGCAGAUGGUGUACUUGAAGUUUUAAGUGAUUCUAAUGAAGUUUUAUCAAAGAUGAGUGCUGGUGAUUUCUUUGGUGAAAUCGGAGUGCUGAAUGUGGAUGGAGUAAAUAACUUUAAACCAAAUGAAGAGGCUAAAGUACUCAAUCGAUCAUAAAGGUUUUCAAAUCGGGUAUUGAUUGUUACUUCAGAGAUUUGUGUUGUAGGGACAGAAAAAUAAGAAACUCAGAGAAUAUGCCUCCUUUUCAUAAAUGGACCAUACAAUGAAGAAUAAACUAAUGACAUAUUUAUCAGAAUUGAUUGGGAAAGAAGGCAGAUGAAUAUUAUUAUUACAGCAAGACUUUUCCAGCUUAUUUCUGAUCCCUUCAUUCAUUUUCAAAAUAACAGUACUACAAAAAUUGAUGAAUUUAAUAUGGCAAACAAUAGACAUUUCUCUUGUUACAGGUAAUGCUUAAGUAUGCAAUUCAAUUAAAUUGAUCAACUUAACACGACAUUUGUCUACAUAGAAUUUCCUCAGUCGAAUAAGAUUUGUAAUAUUUUGUUGGCCGAAUAUUCUUACAUAACUGAUUCUGAAAUAUUUAACUUGACAAUCAAGAUUUAUAAAAAUCCAGUUUCACACGUUCUAAUAUAAUUUUGCACUUGAGGUUAACAAGUUUAUAUAACCCUUUAUUAAUUUGUGUAGGGAGUCUUCUUUUCGGAAAUUUCAGGAAAGAAGGCUCCCUACACUAAGUUUAGGUCUUAAGAGGAAUUUGAGGGUAGGAUUUGAUUUUUGGGUAAUCUUUUAAUAAAAAUAGCAAGUGGGUCAAUAAGAAGAGAAUUAAAUAGGAAAAGUGACUGAACAGGUAAGUACACAUUUCUUUAACUUUGUACCUUUACAGUACAAAAUAAACUUUAUCAAGAUCUUUAGUUAUAGAGUAUGUAAUUUAUAUUCUACGGAAACGUUUGAAGAGGAACUAAACGCCUUUCAUACCUGCGGAUACCUUCCAGUAUAUAUAAGCAGAGAUGUAGUGGAGAUAGUGAAUAACUCGAUACUGUUGCAUGCAGUAUAAAUUGAUUAUACUGAUGGCAUGAAUUAAUCAUUCUCAGUCAUUUAUCGAACCUGAAGCAAAUUUAUUGAAAAAAUGAUCUUCAUUCAUAUUAUCAGAAUUGGGUUCAUGGAGAUUGUAGUAAUUUUAAUAUUUGAAUUCAUGAGUCCUAUACUAGGACGAAACGUCCGUCCAGUGCUUCUAGGUUUUCAAUGGUAAUCUAGCUUAUUUAAUUCAUAUGUUAGUUUGAUGGAGUGGGGGGAUUUUAAAACAUUUAGUAGCCUAUGGAAAUGAAUUAUAAAUAUAUCGGGUAGGGGUGCAUUUUAUAUGUACUGUUAAUAUAUAACAGAUUAGUAUUUUGCCAAAUAAAUAACAUAUCAUCAGUCAAAUUAUUUUGGGGGACAAAUCAUUCUUAGUUUAACGUGAAAUGGUUCACAUGGUCGUAUGAUAAAUAUAUUAGCCUAUAGAAGGAAAAAAAAGAUUACAUAAUAAAGUUAUCUGAGAUUUGGAAUAUCGAAGGAUGAAAGGUGGGACAUGUUUCAUUUUGCACGCAUAACUUGGUUUCGAAUCGUUGAAUUUCUAAUACUUUAGCAAUACACAAGAUGUUGAUACGAUUUCCCUUUGAUCUACUUCUUUUGAAUCUCAAUAUUACUGUAAAAGACGAUUACAUUGGAGCAAUGAGCCCAGAAAUGAUGAGCCCGUGAUAGUGUUGUAUUGCUAUUUUAAAAAUCAUGACUAGUAAUGUUCUGAAAUACGUUUAAAAAGUGUUCGCUUAGGAUGAAUCAAUGUAGCUAGCCUCACAAAUGCAAAUGAACUUAUUGAUGUAGCUCAAAGCGGAAAUUUAUAUUUAACAUAUCCAUGAAUGAUAUACCGGGUCGAGAACACAACAUAAAUCUUUUCUCAGAGAUUUCGAAAUUCAUUUAUUCAAGUUUUCCAUGUUUAAUAGUUGAGUCGAUAAGUCAGUCGAAGCUGGACCACCAUGGAAAACCUGGAAACACUAAACUACUUUUUCAUCCUAGUGUGAGACUUCUCAGCAGUGAGCAUCCACGAUCUCACCCCGUCAAAUUCUAAUCCAAAACCCUAUUCAUAUUUACCAAACAAUUAUAAAUACGAACAUAUAGCUUAAGUAAAUAGUUUUGUCGGAUAGAAAUAUUUGUUCUUUUAAUUCUUGUAAAUUGUAUUCCAUUCAGUAAAAAAGACAUUGUGUUUUAUGUUUAAACAAUAAAAGCUUUAAGUAGAAACUCUUAUUUAUCUUGGUUAUAAUGUUCUUAUAUUCUUAGACAACUAUUUAAUAACCCCAAUGAAUUUAACUUUUUUUACUGUAUAAACAAUAGGAAUAAAAAGAUAUUUAUAUAAGAUAAAUGAUAACUAUCCUUUCUUUUUUCUUGUUUGUUUAACAAAUAAGGUACUGAAAUUAGCUACAAAUACAAGACAUUAAGCAAUGAAUUACAUUGAAUUUUAACUGGAAAGUUUUAAAGAACACUUAGUAUCACAUCUACAGAAUUCAUUAUCGUUUAAUUAAUAAAAGUCUAAUUGGAUCUAAGUGGAAUACAUUCAACAUUCUUAGUUAUUUAUGUUAUUUUACCAUGUGAUGAACUCAUAUUCAAUUGAUUCUAACUGAAAAUUAUGAUUGACUUCACUAGUUGAUCUAAGCUAGAUCACUAGUGUAAACCUGGAAGCAUUGGAUAGUCGUCUCAUCCGAGUAUGGGGCUCUUCAACAGUGUGCAUCCAUGAUCCCGCAUGUAGGACUCAAACCCAGGACUUUCGGUCUCGUGUGCGAAUGCUUAACUUCUAGAUCAAUGAGUCAGUAUCGAACAGCGUUAAUGUGUAACUUCAAUUGAUCCAUGAUCAUGCACAACCCUAUAUCUAUUAGCAGUAGUCUAGAUGUUAAGAGUUUGUCCGUGAGACUGAUUGUUCUGGGUUCAAGCCCCGCACGCGAGGUCGUGGAUGCGCAUUGUUGAGGAGUCCCAUACUAGGACGAAACGGCUGUCCAGUGCUUCUAAGUUUUCAGUGGGAGUCUAGCUUAUAGUGAUUCGUGAAAAUACUUAAUUAAAUAUAAAUAAAAUUUCACAGUUAAACAACCAUAUAUAUCAGUAAGAUUUCAUGUGCUAUACCACACAUGAAUAUAUUUCAUAAUCCUAUUUUCAUUUUACUUAGACGAACAGCUGAUGUACGUGCUG